AUGGCGUCCCCCACAAGCCCCGACCCGCCCGCCGACGCUGGCGACAAUGCCGAUAUCACCUCGAGCCCGCUCUCCCUCCACCGCGCCGUCCAUGCGCGCCGUGCUGAAUACAUCCGACCACAUCGAAUGCGCGUCAAGGUGGGCACAUGGAACGUCGCCGCCUGUGCGGGCACGGACAGGGAUCUCGCGAACUGGUUCGUGUCCGGCAAGGGCAUUGACAAGAGGCUUGCCACCCUCGACGUCGCACGCAACCCCGCCAUCGAAAGGGAGGAAACGACCGACAGCCUUGACGCCGACCCCAACGCGAUCCGCCUGGUCGGCGGAGAGAAGGUUGGUCUCUAUGUGCUUGGGCUUCAGGAAGUGGAAGACCUGAACCUCGCCACCCAGUACAUGAGAGGCGUUGUAUACUCGGACCCAGGCACAAUAGACAAGUGGAAGGUGGCACUGGAGGCGGCUCUGCCGAAGGGCUACGAGCUAGUUGCCUGUGAGCAACUGCUUGGCCUGUUACUACUGGUCUAUGCCUCCCCAGAUGUUGCGCCGUCCGUCAGCAACGUCAGUUUGACAACAGUUGGAACUGGCCUCCUUGGAUAUAUGGGCAACAAGGGCGCUGUGGCCGCGCGUAUUGUCGUUGGAGAGACCACGCGCAUGACCUUCAUCAACUGUCACCUCGCUAGCGGCCAUGAUGCCACAUACUUGGAUCGCCGGAUCUGGGAUGUCGGCCAAAUUCUCAGCCGGGCGCAGUUCAAGCCUGUCACCUUCCCCGGCAGCAACGGAACCGAGCCAGAAACGAUCGGUGACGAGGAUUUCGCCUUCUGGUUCGGCGAUCUCAACUUCAGGAUGGACGGGCUGCCGGGCGAUGACAUCCGGAGGCUCUUGAUGCUCCACACCAGGGGCGAGUACGGCCUCAGCAGGAAGGGCUCCCAGGACACAGCCCUGAGCGGGGAGGACCCCAUCGUUCUGCGCAGCUCGGAAAGCAGUGACGAUCUCACAGAUGAUGGCUCGGCCAAAUCACGGAGCACCAUGGACCCCAAUAUGGACCCCAAUGGAGACGACUCCUCCCUCUCGCUUCCAGAUCCGGACGAAUUCAUGCCGGACCCCUCAGAAGACCCGGCAUCGCUGCAGGCAACGCUGGACUCGCUGCUCCCUCAUGACCAGCUCCGACGGCUGGUGAGGGAGGGCAAAGUAUUCCACGAGGGCUGGAGAGAAGGGCCCAUCACGUUUCUGCCCUCGUACAAGUACGAUGUGGGCACCGUUGGGCUCUUCGAUACGAGUGAGAAGAAGCGGGCGCCCAGUUGGUGCGAUCGGAUCCUCUACAGGACCAGGAAGGACAAGGAUGGUUACGAACAGAAGAUCAAGGAUGCCGAGGAUGCCCGCAAAAAGGACGAGGACAUGAAGUCUCGAGGCAUCGAUCAUGCCGCCGACGACGACGAGGUAUUGUUCGAUUACGACCCAGACAAUGAUGGCGACCACCCGCCCGCCCAAGGUAGCAGCAAAGUGUUCGACUACGACGAAUACGACGAGGAUGGAGACGAAGAGUCCGGGGACGAUGUCAUCACGAAGGAAGGGUUCCAUGAUCACAUUCAUCUCGAUAUAUAUACAUCACAUCAACGUGUGCAGUCAUCGGAUCACAAGCCUGUCAUCUCAGUAUUUACGUUGGACUAUGAUGCCGCCGUCCCCGAGCUCAAGGCCAAGGUUCUCGCAGAUGUGGCUCGGGAGCUCGAUCGUGCCGAAAACGAGGGCCGACCAGCGAUAACCAUCGUGAUGGAGCAUGCCGACCGACAAGACGGCGCGACAAAGCCGUUGGGCCCAGAUCUGGCUGAUAACGCCAUCGACUUUGGGGAAGUGAAUUUUCUAAAGAAGAAGAAGGUCUCCAUGACCCUCGCAAACACGGGCCGCGUUCCCGCACGCUUCUCGUUUGUCGGGAAGCCAACAACAGACGAGCAAGAUGGCGACGCACAGUGGCUCACCACCAUAUUUCUACACACGGAUCUAGGGGAACAGGCGGAAGACUCCGAGGCUGUUGACUUGGGCAAGGAGGUGACGCUUGAGCCCGGGGAGACCGUUAAGGCCGUGGUCGAGAUGAUGGUGGACGAGAUCAGUCUCUGCACACGGCUGAACGACGGUCAGGCUUCGCUCGACGACGUCCUAGUGCUGCGGGUGGAAGAAGGCCGAGACCACUUCAUCCCGGUGCGCGCCACUUGGAUGCCCACCUGCAUCGGUCGGUCAAUCGAUGAGCUGAUACGUGUGCCGGAUGGAGGAAUCCGGACUCUCGUCGGGCGGCUGUCAGAGAAGAAGGACGAAGGUAAGGGGAGCACCAAAGUUGGCUCAAUACCGUACGAACAGGAAGUUCGCUGUGCAGCCCCAAAAGAGCUUUUCAAGCUCACCGAGGCCGUCGAGACGCUUACCGAGCGUGCCCUCGCCGACGAGCAAAUGCUCGUAGGGUGUGAGCUACCGAGGGACAAGCCAGAAUGGCCCUUUGCUGAACCGGGGUCUUCUGUCGAUCCGCGCCGGAACGAGCUGGCCGCUUCGAUCAUUGACAUGCUCGACCUAGACAAGAACAUCGCCGACGCGUUUGAGCCUGAAGUACCUACGAUACAGAGACUCGAGGCAGUGACCGAGGUCUUGCUGUUGCUCCUCGGUGGCCUUACCGAUGGCGUCAUCCCUAUAUCGCUCUGGACGCGCAUCGAGCAGGCAUCUCUGCCCUCGCUCGCCCCCGGCGCCAGCAGCGGUGGCGCGAUGCUAAACCACACGCAGGACGAGGACGACAAAACAGCAGUUCUCGACAUCCUGGCGUCAGCACCCAACCACAACAUCUCCUUUGUGUUCCUGAUGUCGACUCUGGCAAAGGUGCUCGCCGAGCUCUCGCCAUUCGGCAGAGCGGAUAUGGAGGCGCUCAGGUCGUCCCUGGGCGGGGGAGCCGGCGCUCGCUCCCCCGUGGCAGUCGCCCGGCGCUCGCUCAGCUUCCGCAGGGGCCCUGGCAGGGAUGUUGCAGAGGCCAUCGCGGCUCUUGAGAAGAGGCAGGCUAAGGAGCGUCGGUUUGCCGAGGCUCUUGUCAAGGCCGGCGUCUGCAGGGCUCCGCAGUCCGCCGCGGGGAAGGACAAGGAGAGGAAAGCGGCCGAGGAGAAGCAGCGGGCUUUGCUGGCGCUGUUCCUCAGGCGCUCUAGAGAGGAGCUCUAG
Messenger RNA from Gaeumannomyces tritici R3-111a-1, 3177 nucleotides. RefSeq lists its product as hypothetical. Gene Ontology annotation, biological process: phosphatidylinositol dephosphorylation. Lineage: Eukaryota; Fungi; Ascomycota; Sordariomycetes; Magnaporthales; Magnaporthaceae. The record is from RefSeq and is a predicted model, not a curated record. The transcript has a single exon. The coding region runs from base 1 to 3177 and encodes 1058 amino acids. Gene Ontology annotation, molecular function: phosphatidylinositol-4,5-bisphosphate 5-phosphatase activity.